Limanda limanda (common dab) is the source of this 2896-nucleotide messenger RNA. It is a transcript of the gene b3galt2, whose product is annotated as UDP-Gal:betaGlcNAc beta 1,3-galactosyltransferase, polypeptide 2. Gene Ontology annotation, molecular function: N-acetyl-beta-D-glucosaminide beta-(1,3)-galactosyltransferase activity. The record is from RefSeq and is a predicted model, not a curated record. The transcript has 3 exons. Gene Ontology annotation, cellular component: membrane. The coding region runs from base 937 to 2232 and encodes 431 amino acids. NCBI's taxonomy places the organism in Eukaryota, Metazoa, Chordata, Actinopteri, Pleuronectiformes, Pleuronectidae.
CUUCCCUUUUCCUUACGCACCCUCUGCAGAGCUUACAAAAACAACUCCGGUCUGGGAAACUCUUUAUUUCACAUCUCGAGAUAAAUGUCCACCACAUGGACACUACACCCACCACACCCCCCUCCAUCGACACAGUGCCUCCGAGCAGCGGGGAGGAGCAGCUCCCUCUCCCGCUGCUUGCGCGUCCCUCCAGCGGACCAGCUGGAUGCUGCGGUGUUUCUCUCUCUCUCUCUCUCCAUCUCUCCAUCUCUCCUCUGUGGAAAGCAACUUAAACCCGGGGGGGGAAACACAGGAGUGAAGCUGCGGAGGGGAGAAGCAAGAAACAUCAGGAUCGACUAAGUAGGACCGGGAGAGGAGGAGGGUGGUCCCCUGGCCGGAGGAGGAGAGCCUCCAGCCCGGAGGAGGAGAGCCUCCAGCCCCGCGGGGAAUGAGGACGCAUCCCGGUGGGAUUAAGAGCUUGAAACCCGGGUUGUUUCCGAGCCUCGGAGGGUCGGUGAUGGCGGGUGGAGGCUCCAGGGUUCAGCCACUCCAUCAGCCACUCCAUCAGCCGUCAGCAGCACCGUCAGCAGGAGCAGCAGCAUGAGGAGGAGGAGGUUAGACAGCAUGCACACAAAGGAGGAGGCGUCCCUUAUCAUAACCUGAAGGAGGCACGGCAUAGAGCAUGAGCCUUUGUUUGUCGACAGCGCCAGAGAAGUGCCAGGGAGAAGCCUCGAUGGCCACGGACUCAUCGCCCUCCUAGGACCAGGUGCCCUUUAAACCUGCUCCAAGCUGCACUGGUGGACUCAUCGUUCUCCACCAGGGGGCUCACUCCAACCCAUCUGCCAGCUCAGAUCCUCCUCUGAUCGUUGGCAACCACAUGUUCGAGGUGACUGUGUGUGACCGCCGCCGCCGCCCAUACUUGAGCAGCAGCAGCCUCCUGCGACCCCAAUCUUCACCAUGCAGUGGAGACGGCGGCACUGCUGUCCCAUCAAGAUGACCUGGACCAUCAAGCGUUCAGUCUUUCGGACCCACGUGACAGGCCUCCUCUCGCUGGCUCUGCUCUUCACUUUCUUCUUGUUUUUCAGCCACCAGGACUGGCUGCCGGGACGCAGUGGGCUCCGGGAAAACCCACUCAGUAACACACUGAAGGCCCUUCGCAGCCCCAAGGGAGACGGCAACCAGAGCAGCUCCCUGAGGAGCCUGUGGAGGGACGGGGGAUAUGUAGCGCCAAAGCCUCUGCUCAACCUCAGCUCUCAGCAGGCGGAGGGGGCGGCAGGAGAGAGAAUGGGUGUGAUGGGGCUUGGGGACACCAUGAGCACCAACAACAGUUUACAGAAGGAGAUGGGUGUAGGAGGGACACUCAGUGCUCAGCCCUACCGCUACAUCCUGAACGAGCCCUUCAAGUGCAGGGACACCACGCCCUUCCUCAUACUCGUCAUUGCUGCAGAGCCCAGCCAGGCCGAGGCCAGAAACGCCAUCCGUGCGACUUGGGGGAAUGAGAGUGUUGCAAUGGGCCUGGGGUUUGUCCGUCUCUUUCUGCUCGGAGUAGGAAAGAGCUCUGACACCGUCCUCCAGAGCAGCAUCGAGGAAGAGAGCCGCAUUCACCGUGACAUCAUUCAACAGGAAUACCAGGACACUUACUACAACCUGACCAUCAAAACCCUGAUGGGCAUGAACUGGGUGGCCACCUACUGCCCACACGCCUCCUAUGUGAUGAAGACAGACAGCGACAUGUUUGUCAACACCGAGUAUCUCAUCCAAAAGCUGCUGAAGCCCGAGCUGCCUCCCAAGCCUCGGUACUUCACCGGCUACCUGAUGAGAGGUUAUGCGCCAAACAGAAACAAGGACAGCAAGUGGUACAUGGCGCCAGAGCUUUACCCGAGCGAGCGCUACCCGAUAUUCUGCUCGGGCACGGGGUAUGUGUUCUCAGGGGACAUGGCCGAGCUGAUCUAUCAGGCCUCUCUCGGCAUACGCAGACUGCACCUGGAGGAUGUUUACGUGGGGAUCUGCUUGGCGAAGCUUCGCAUCGACCCGGUACCCCCACCCAAUGAGUUCCUCUUCAACCACUGGCGGGUGUCUUACUCCAGUUGUAAGUACAGCCACCUGAUCACGUCGCAUCAGUUCCAACCCAACGAACUCAUCAAGUACUGGAACCACUUGCAGAGCAACAAGCACAACGCCUGCAUCAACAUAGCCAAGGAAAAAAAUGGCAGAUACCGGAACCGAAGGUUUCAUGGAGAGAGGCCUCCAUGACGCCUCCUGUGACCGCCAAAAAACAAAGGGAGAUGGGCACACUGUAACUGCAGCCGUUGGAGGGCACAUGGAAUCUAGCACUAUACACUAUUUGGAGAAAAGCACAUUGUUUUUGGUAUUGUGUACAGUUGAUGAUCCAAACUAUUUUUUUAAUUUUAGGAAAAAAGGUAAUUAUGGUUAAAAGGUAAUUAUGGUGAACUAUUGGGGGUGAAGGACAUGUCUGUGAAUAUAUGAUAAUUCAGGUGCCAACGGGAACGUGGUGGUUCAUGCUAAUGUGUAGGUUCUCCUCCAAAGGGAAGUACAGUACGUCAAAAAAACAACAACUGUGACACAGUCGUGUUUACACAGACACAAAGGGAAAUGUAAGUGUAUUAUGUGGAAAGUUACACUACCUAAAUAUGAAUGAAAGUAUCUUUGACAUUGACCAGUGAUGCUGCCCUGUUUCUCAGUGUUUACUUUACAUAUUUAUCAAAGAACACGACUCUAACCAGAGGGGUUUAUCUGUCAUAUACUGUAUUUUAUUUUGAAAAAGAAAUCGACACAGAAGCACUCAGAAUCACGACAGAGAUGACUGAGAUUGUAUUUUUUAAAGCUUUACAUUGAUUAUGACUGCACUCGAGCAAAUGUGCAAUGAAUCAACUAACAAUUAAAUGUAUUGAAGUCA